This is a messenger RNA of Botrytis cinerea B05.10, 959 nucleotides long. RefSeq lists its product as hypothetical. Lineage: Eukaryota; Fungi; Ascomycota; Leotiomycetes; Helotiales; Sclerotiniaceae. The record is from RefSeq and is a predicted model, not a curated record. The transcript has a single exon. Bases 22 to 735 code for a protein of 237 amino acids.
GAGUCUAUCUAGAUACCUCAUAUGAGACUUCAAAGAUUUGUAGUAUCAUCGAAUAACAAUAAACAUACCCACAUCCCCAGAAUUUCAUACAAAAACCACCGUCACCAAGUCAUUCGCUACCAGCCUGAAGAAUUCGCUUCCCAGGCAUCACAAACUACCGCAACGGCCUACCUUUCUCCUUCAUAUAAGCAACACACAUCACAAUACGCUACUUCAGUGCCGCCGAUUGACGAAACUCCCCAAUGGUCAGAUGCGAAUUCCGUGUCGAAUGUGUCUGAAACAAUAUCUAUACCACGAUCAGAGAUCGAGAGAUUGAUUCAUGAAGAUACAGAGGGAGACCGCCGACGAUGUGCAAAAUGGAGUCAAUGGGCCCGUGAACAACAAGAAGAAGACAGACCGGCAGUUGGAGCUGAGCCUGUUCGUAUAUGGGAUGAGUAUAGAUAUAGACGCGAGAUACUAGAUAGACAGACACAAGAAUUUGAGAAGGUAAAAGUGGAAGCUGAUGAGGGUUGGAAGGAUUAUUUACAGAAGUCGAAAGCAAGUAAACAGCUGGAAGCUGAAAGACAGGAGAGAUCACGCACAAAUUCCUCAAGGAAUAAUCACUCAAGAGGGGAGCAGGCCACUAGAUAUGUGUCUGGAACAUCAGGUCGACAACUCCCUUACACACCUUUAUCGAAUGAAACCCUUAUCAAUAUCGCAAAGAAAAGCGACAAUAGGGGCAGGCGCAGAUACUAGAUGCUGCAGGGAAAAGAUUGCGCUGUGAGAAGUAUGUGGUAAUUCAUGCCUACCAGAUUAAUAGUGCUGGCACUGACUAGUAUAAAUCAGCCAGUCGGAGCUUUUGAACGAUUUUAGUUAAUUGGGGGUGAUAUUAAUAUUUUGUUGAUUUGGGAGCAGAUUUGAGAAUUUUAAGAGGAAGUUGAUAUGUGUUUCGAAGAAUUUAACUAUGUUCAAAUGCACCA